Messenger RNA from Xyrauchen texanus (razorback sucker), 5835 nucleotides. RefSeq names its product formin-like protein 1. Gene Ontology annotation, biological process: cell migration; regulation of cell shape; cortical actin cytoskeleton organization. The transcript is spliced from 27 exons. Gene Ontology annotation, cellular component: cytosol. The record is from RefSeq and is a predicted model, not a curated record. The coding region runs from base 498 to 3761 and encodes 1087 amino acids. Gene Ontology annotation, molecular function: actin filament binding; small GTPase binding. Lineage: Eukaryota; Metazoa; Chordata; Actinopteri; Cypriniformes; Catostomidae.
CGUUUGCUUCUCUUUCAUUUCUGUAAAGAGUGAAGUCUUUCAUGUCUUGGACAGGUACCUUUAUGUCAAUUUGUAAACAUCUGCAUUUUCUUUUAAAAGAAACUUCUACAGGCUUGAUCAGAGGAAAGGGGUGGACAUACAGACAGUUUUGAGAAAGAUGCUUCAACAUCAACAUCAACAUCUAAGAUCCUCACAGGACAUGAGAGGCAAAUUGCUAUACAAAGACCUGUUACACCGGUAAUCAACAGGUUCAACAGAGACUGGAGUAGCUAACAUUUUUUAAAGGACCUCUAUUCUCUUGAUUGUGAAAGUAUAAAGACAGGCAUUUCUUGUUCCUUUUUUUCACAAAGCAAAUGUGCAUGACUUGACUGACUUGAGAAUUGUGAACACUUCAGUGGAUUUUACCAGUGGAUCGGGCAGCUGUGGACUGGAAUUGGGCUCUUGAAAUUGUCAGUGGAUGUUCCAGACAUAUCCUGGAAUUCCUAAGGAAAGUUGUGAUGGGCAACGCACCAGGUGGGAUGGAGCAGGUGGAGGGGCAGGAGGCCAGGAGCUCAACAGGGGCAGUUAACCCCACUCCCUCCAUUUCUAAAAAGAAAAGUGCCCCACUCAAACUACCCAUGCCCCCCGAGGAAGAGCUAGAAGAACGAUUCAAUGUGGUUUUGAGCGCCAUGAAUCUGCCUCCAGAUAAGUUGAAGCUUCUGAGUCAGUAUGAUAAUGAGAAGAAAUGGGAGCUGGUCUGUGAUCAGGAGCGAUUCCAGGUGAAGAACCCUCCUUCAGCAUACCUGACUAAAAUCAGGAGCUUCUACCAAGACCAGGGUGGAGUGACAUGCAGGUUCAAGAAGCGUGUGCAGGAGUCAACUCAGGUCCUAAGAGAGCUAGAGAUCUCUCUGAGAACCAAUCACAUAGGCUGGGCUCAGGAGUUUCUGAAUAAGGAAAACCAAGGCUUAGAUGUCCUGGUGGACUAUUUGUCUUACGCUCAGAGUGAUGCGCCGUUUGAAGUGGAAUCUAUGGAAAAUGGCAGCUCAGUAUCAGACAACAGGAGACUCUCAGAGAGAUCGGUCGAGGAUCUGGCCAAAAACGUCAACCAUUCUUCCACACAUGGGAUGACCAAAGCAGCACGUGCACUCACUGUCAGAAUAACUUCCUUGGCCCAUAGCAGGAAAACUCUGCGAAAUGCUCGUUUGGCCACCCAGAGGGAUGAUGUUCACUUGUGCAUUAUGUGUCUGCGUGCUAUCAUGAAUUAUCAGUCUGGUUUCAACUUAGUCAUAAAUCACCCCAGAUGUGUCAAUGAAAUUACACUUGGUCUCAACAACAAAAACCCCAGGACUAAAGCUCUUGUGUUGGAGUUGUUGGCGGCAGUGUGUCUAGUCAGAGGAGGACAUGACAUCAUCAUCUCAGCCUUUGACAACUUUAAAGAGGUGAGUGGAGAGAAGAACCGCUUUGAGAAGCUCAUGGAGCACUUCAUGAAUGACGACAGCAACAUAGACUUCAUGGUGGCUUGUAUGCAGUUCAUUAACAUUGUGGUCCACUCAGUAGAGAACAUGAACUUCCGUGUACAUCUUCAGUAUGAGUUCACAAAGCUGGGUCUUGAUCAGUACUUAGAAUCCAUAAAGGAGAUGGAAAGUGAGAAGUUGCAAGUGCAGAUCCAGGCAUACUUGGAUAAUGUGUUUGAUGUUGGAGCUCUGCUGGAAGAUGCAGAGAAUAAAGCAGAAAUUAUUGAUCAUGUAGAAGAACUGCAGGAGACCAAUUCACAGCUGAAUUCUAGACUGCAAGAAUAUGAAAAUGGAUCUGUGGAGAAAAUAGCAGAACUGGAGCAACAACUAAUGCAGGCCACUAAAGAGUCAGCACUGUUAAAGGAGAGCUUGCGAGAGUCCUGCACCCAGGUGAGCAUUCUGCAGCACAGAGAGCGGGAACGAGAGAUUCAGAGAGAGAGAGAAAGAGAGCAGGAGUGGCUGUCUAAACCUUCACAGGUAGAGAGAGAUAGAGACAGAGAGAAGGUGAGCGAGGAGUCCAAACUGGAGCUAAAACUGAAGGAACUGCAGGAGAAGGGUUUAGUCCGACUGGAACGCACAUCGUCUGGAAGCCUGGACAUUGAAGUCAUUCCAGUGACCGUAGAAAGAAUUGUCACUCAAACAGUGUCAGAGUCAGCACCAGCUCCUCAAUCCCCACCCCCUCCAACAGCAGCUCCACCCCCACCUCCACCCCUGCCUGAUGCUACAGCACCCCCACCACCACCCCCUCUUCCUGGAUCUGUAGCUCCUCCUCCUCCCCCUCCUCCUCCCCCUCCUGGUGGUGGACCACCACCACCACCACCCCCACCCCCACCUGGCUGUGGGCCGCCGCCCCCUCCCGGAGCUCCUCCUGCCCCUGGGGCUGAUGCAGAAACGAAGAGCCGUAAGCCUAUUCAAACCAAGUUUCGAAUGCCUCUGUUGAACUGGCAGGCUUUAAAGCCCAGUCAGGUGGAAGGAACUGUGUUCAGCGAGCUGGAUGAUGAGCAGAUUUUAGGGGAGCUGAAUAUGGACCUGUUUUCGGAGCAGUUUAAGACCAAGGCUCAGGGUCCUCCAGCAAAUCUUUCUAAGAUCAAAGUGAAGGUGGCUGAGAAGGCCCCCAGUAAGGUGUCUCUGAUGGAGGCGAAUAAAGCCAAGAACCUUGCCAUCACCCUCCGCAAGGGAGGAAUGACUCCCAAUGACAUCUGCACAGCUAUUGAGACAUAUAACCAGCAGUCUCUGAGUCUAGACUUCCUAGAACUGCUGGAACGUUUUAUCCCCUCAGAGUAUGAGAUGAAGCUACUCCAGAACUACGAGAAGGAAGGACGCUCACUAGAGGAUCUGAGUAAUGAGGACCGUUUUAUGAGCCGCUUUGGCAAAAUUCCACGCCUUGCUCAGCGAAUCAAUACUCUCACCUUCAUGGGCAACUUCCCUGAAAGUGUAAAACGUCUGCAGCCGCAACUGGAUGCCAUCGUUGCAGCAUCUGUGUCCCUCAAGUCUUCAUCUAAACUGAAAAAAAUGUUAGAGAUCAUCCUGGCAUUUGGGAACUACAUGAACAGUAGUAGAAGAGGAGCAGCAUAUGGGUUCCGUUUGCAGAGUCUUGACCUGCUGUUGGACACUAAGUCCACAGACCGCUCCCAGACUUUGCUGCACUUUAUUGUGAAUAUGGUGCAGGAGAAAUAUCCGGAGCUGACCAAUUUUCACACUGAACUCCGCUUUGCAGACAAGGCUGGUCUGGUCUCUUUGGACAGUGUGCUGCAGGAUGUGAGAUCUCUGGAAAGAGGGAUGGAAGGGACCAAGAAGGAAUUCCUGGUGCAGGAUGACAUUCUAGCACUGAAAGAGUUUGUUAAAGCCAACAGUGAUGUGCUAGAUUCACUUGUUAAAGAUGGCAAGACAGCACAGGAGGCAUACAUUUCUGUAGUGGAGUACUUUGGAGAGAACCCAAAGACAAUGCAGCCUUCCAUGUUCUUUCCAAUCUUUGUCAAGUUUAUCAAAGCUUAUAAGCAAGCAGAAAAGGAUAAUGAACUGAGAAAGAAACGGGAGAGUGCAGCAGAAGAACAGACAGCCCCCUCGCCAAAGAAGAAAGACAGCUCUCCUCAAAAAGGCCCCACAAUGCCCAAAAUGCCUCAGAUGGACCUGAUCACAGAGCUGAAGAAGAGACAGGUGAAGCCCCAAGUCACAGAUGGAGCCAUUGAGGACAUCAUCACAGAUUUGAGAAAUUCACCUUACAGAAGAGCUGAUGGGCGGAGAUCAGCUCCACGGCAAGACAACUGAGGGUUACCUGAAGAGACAGAUCUUCUGUCCUGCCCACUGCACAGUCCUAUACUGUACAUACAUAAAGCCUCUCCUUUUCUUUAUAUAGUAAAUAUGAAGAACAACUCAAUCCACAGCACCAGCAAACACCUUUACACAUACAUACAAACACACUGACAACAAUAGAUGGUGCACAUAAACACAAAGGAGUCACACUAACAAACAGCCAUCAUACAUGCUUACAGUACAUAUGCUCUCAUGUGUUUAUUCUUUAGAGAUUCUGCUGAAAUUGUAUUGUACAUAAGGUAUACAUUUGAAGCUUCAUACAUUUUACCAUCACAUUAGUAUAUAAAUAUAAUAACAACUCUAUUGGAUUCCAUGAACUUCAAAUACUAUUAUUUAGUUUUUUUCUGCUAAUAAAGUUCAUUUUUGCUAAAUGUAUAAAAUGCUCAAAUAAUAUGACAACAGUUAUUUUUAUAAAUAAUAUUAAUAAAUAUAAUAUGUUUUGUAUUUAAAACAAAAAAGAAAGUGAGACAUUUGUACAGAAAUGAAACAUGUUUGGUUGAUUUUGGACCCUGAAACCAAAAAAAUGACACUUUUUGUUUUGUUGUAGAAGAGAGCUGUACUUUAUUAGACACACAACCACAGCAAGUAUGUACAAAAGGUCUCAGCUCUCAGUGUUUUCUCACAGGGAAAAAUAAUAAUAAAAUUACAUUUCACACAAAGUUAUCAUGGCAUCCACACUGAUAAAUGUAUUUAUUUUUAUAUAGGUUUUAUAUUUAUAUAUCUUAUUUGUAUAUCUAUUCUCAGUUAGUAUAUAAAUCUGUUCUAGAGAUGGGAGGGUCACAGCUUGGGUAAAAGGGCACACACCUUCACUGGUGUGUUGAUGGUUAGAGCGGAGUUCUAUCUGCUCAGUUAUUCAGUAAUACACACUCAGAGAUUGCCAAUUAAGUCUGGUUACCACAUCACCGCAGAUUACAUUAUACUGGACAUGUCUGAGCUACAAAGAUAUCAGACAUAUAAAAAGUACCCCCUUAAACAUUUAGAAACUUUUUUUUUUUUUUUUUAAAUCAUCUGCACCGUGCAAUUGCUUUUAGAAUGUACAUGCAUUGCUAUUAUGAUUGUUUUUUUGUUGUUGUUUUUUUUUACAUUUUAAUAUAUACCUUAUAACUCCAUCUUUUAAAUAAAAGUUUAUUUUUUAUUUUUUUUGGGACAACAAUUUUGUAGGACUCUCUAAUAACUAUGACUUUUAUUUACAUGUUAUAGUCUUAUUAUUUUUCUUUUCUCUUGUGUAGUAUUUUAUUGUUCUUUGAUGCCAGAAUUUUGUAACAUCCAAACAUUCAUGUAGAAAAAUCUCACAUAAGGGACUAAAGAGCUCUGAUAAAAUACAUAAACACGCUCUGAAAUAUGCUUGACAGUUUUUUCCACCAUGUAACAAAGAAUGCUAUGUGUGCUAUUUCUUUGCCUGGAAAGCUAGUCAUAACUAGCCAUUCGCAAAAACACCCUGUUCCUCCAAUUAACUGCUUCCUUUUUGGUAAAACCAUAGAGGUCCAAAAACCUGCAACUCAAAAUUAGCACGUCUGAGUGUAAAAGAAACAUUGAAGUAGCGAUUUGAUUGACCAAGGCAUUUGUAAAUUGACUGAAUUUAGACAAAUAGCUGUUUGUCAGUAGUGUCUUUAGCAUCAGCAAUCUAGCUGCAGUAUUGUUCGCUUCCACUAGAUGGCAGACGACGGACGUGCCUUCAAAGUUCAAACAUUUACUUCUCCAUCAGAUCCACAUUAUCAAUUUUCCUCAAAACAACAAAUGAGCAGCUAGUAAGUUACAUUCUCAAGUCACAAUACAGAUAAGAGCUUCAGAAAUAUUACUGGAUCAGUAACCUGAUUUCACAUAAAUUCACCCAGUUACCACACAUAUCAGAAUUAUUUUGACUGUCUGGCUGGAUAGACAGUAUUAGUAAUCAAUCACUUAGAAGUAAAACAACCCAUAAAAAAAUUAUAAUUAACAAAAUUAUUAAUCUGUCCUUGGUUAAAAUGCAGCUAUAUAUAUAUAUAUAUAUAUAUAUAUUACAUAUGAACUAGGCUGUACAGAUUUUCAA